This is a messenger RNA of Haplochromis burtoni (Burton's mouthbrooder), 4369 nucleotides long. RefSeq names its product Josephin domain containing 1 (gene josd1). Gene Ontology annotation, molecular function: cysteine-type deubiquitinase activity. Lineage: Eukaryota; Metazoa; Chordata; Actinopteri; Cichliformes; Cichlidae. The transcript has 5 exons. Bases 747 to 1541 code for a protein of 264 amino acids. Gene Ontology annotation, biological process: protein deubiquitination. The record is from RefSeq and is a predicted model, not a curated record.
CUGCACGGACGGAGAAAGAGACAGGAGAGAGCCACAACAGGAAAAAAGUGGCAAAGACAAAGGUCUGAGCACCCUUUAGGGGGGAAAGGAUAGAGGAGACUCGGGUUUUAGACCGGUUUACGGCAGCCCGGCUGUGACACCAGCGGCAGGUAACGGGCGGGGAAGUGGUCGGCGAGAGAAAAUGAAGUUAUAAAUCAUAAAAGGAGGCGUUGUGGUUGUGUUUGCUGGAGACACGGAGUCACGUAGAGCAGCAUGUGUGACUCCUCUGUUCCUGUGGAACUGUAGCUUUGCCGUCAGCAAGUCUUGGAGGAUGGAAAGACCUGCUAAGCUAUAGGCUUUAGAUGGAAAGAGCUGUCAGCACAUAGAGGAUGGAGGAAGUGGAAAACGCAAAGAGUGACGGCACUAUGAUUGAUGACACCGCUGUGCUGUUGGAGGACUAGUCUGUCAUUUUGGAGCAUCUAGAGUAUCUUUGCUGGUUAUACUUGGUCACUCAUAGCGAUCUUUCUGCACAUCUGUCCUUUAGUGGGAAAGAGACAGAAAGAAGGUUUUGCGGUGUUUGAGAGCCACAGGUCUCAUUUACCCUCCCUCCAGAUACAAGCUCCUCUCUUCCAAGUGGCUGAGAGGUUAUCACGCAAAUGGUUGUCAUGAUGUUCAUGUAGUGUCCUGACAUUAGUAGUUGUGGAGCUGAAGGAGGUACCGGUGGAGGUGGGGGCGGCGACAGCGCUGGCGGUGGUGAACAUCCAGGGAUGGGAAGUGCUCCGUAUCCAGCCGGUGAGUGGAAGGGGAAGGGGCGAGGCAGCCUGCAGGAGCUGGGGUGCAUGCCCUGGAAGGUCAGCAAACAGAAAGGUGGUGGAGGAAGUGGAGGGGGAGGAGGAGGGGAGGCGGUGGUGGGAGCAGAGGAGAAGAGGUCCAGGGAUCCCAGGGAAACUCAGCAGCAAGAUCUCUCAUCGUCCUCUUCUUCACUCACCUCGCCAGCUCCUCCCCAAGCUUCUUUGGUGCCUCCGGCCAUUUAUCACGAAAAGCAACGGCGGGAGCUGUGUGCCCUGCACGCACUCAAUAACGUCUUCCAGGAUGGGACAGCCUUCAGCCGGGACACCCUGCAGGAGAUCUACCAGAGGCUCUCUCCCAGCACUAUGGUGACGCCUCACAAAAAGAGCAUGCUGGGAAACGGGAACUAUGACGUCAAUGUCAUUAUGGCAGCCCUGCAGACCCGAGGGUUUGAGGCAGUUUGGUGGGAUAAAAGAAGGGAUGUUGGCAAUAUUGAACUGUCCAACGUGGAGGGCUUCAUCCUGAACGUACCGUCCAAUCUGCGCUGGGGGCCCCUCCGGUUGCCGCUUAAGCGCCAGCACUGGAUAGGCGUCAGAGAGGUGGGAGGAGUCUACUACAACUUGGACUCCAAGCUACGUAGCCCUCAACCAAUUGGCAAUCCGGAUGAGCUCAGGAAGUUUCUCCACCAGCAGCUACGAGGGAAGAACUGUGAACUCCUGCUAGUCGUCUCAGAGGAAGUGGAGGCGCACCAGACAUGGCGAUCUGAUGGCUAAGGGUUUAACCAGCCUACCACAGCUCUAACUGGGCCAGCAGUCCAAUCGCAGAAUAAACGGAAGAGGAACUAGCAUUGUUGUGCUCAGCCAAACCCCUUUGAUGCACACUUGCAGAUAUAUAUCUACUACACACACACACACACACACACACCUUUUUUGGAGGUUUUGUUUACACAGCCAUUGCUGGACAAUUAUCUGGCGAGAUACAAUGCAAUGAAGGAAGCAAACACUUUACAUACAGGGAGAAUCAAAGAAUCACAGCUCUUUCUCACGACACAGCUAAGACUUCUGAAGUGUUAUCCUGUUUCUGCUAUUCUUGUGGAUUUUUUUUUAUAUUGAUGCAUAUUUUCAAUGUCAGUUUUGAUCUUUUGCUUUUGUUUUUUUUCCCUUUUUACUUUUCUAGUUUCCAAAGUCAUUCGAGUUCAGGCUUUAUGAAAAAUGCUAUGUUCAUGUGCCUGUCUCCUUCAGUGAUCCUCCCCGCUUCUGUCAUGACGUUCACUGAUGUGUCUUUGUGUUUGUGUCCUUCCCUUCGUGUUGUAAAGCUCUCUUUCUCUUUGUCCGUAUCACUUUCACCAAAGCGUGCCCUUCGUUGCCUCAGCGUGACUCCAUCUCUGUCUUUUUCACGUCACUGGUAAGAAUCGGUGAGUGAUCACGUUGCCAACUUUGUAUACUUCAACACCUCCCAAACAUUUCUGGCACAGACAGAGCCUUUGCUGCGGAGGCUCUGCCAACACAACACUUUUAUAUGGCAACAAAGCAAUGCAACAGCACCCUGGCCAAGUAGACCCUCUAGUGGAUGUUUGCCUAAUUUUCAGUCAAGCAAGACAUACCAUCAUCACCUAUCCAGUUUUUCUGAAGUCUCAAACUUCUUAUAGCAUGCCUUGAUUAAGAAGCCAAUGCCCCAUGACUGUUUUUUCCUUUUAAAUCAAUCAUUAAUCAAAAUGGGUCCAGCUUUAAUUUAGCUUAAACACUGGUCAGCACAAGAGUCAUCAACCUUCAGUUUGUCCAGUUUCCCUAAAAAAAAAACAAAUCACAUUUAUAUAAGUUAGUUUUAGUUUGUAUCUUUAACCUGGCUGCUCCCAAAGUUAGAGUAUCACUGCAACAGAGUUAAGUUUGCAUAUCCGAAAAGGUGGUGUUUACCUUUAGCAGGAUUCUUUUACAUCAGCAUAUAAUAAUCAAUUUAGUGUGACAUUUCAAAUGUAAGUCUAAAUGAUAGAUAAAAGUGUACCAGCAAAGCCUGUUCCAUAUUACAAAAUGAAAAAACUUCACCAUAUUUUGUAGAGGCCGAUUUGUUCCUGAUGGGUUGCUUUUUUAUGUAUAUGUAUUCUACAUAUACAGCAUAUAAAUACAUGUGUCAAAUUAGAGGAGGAAUUGCUUUUGUUGUUAAUUCAGAUCUGCUGAGGUGCAAUAUGGCAUUGUAUUAAAGGCAAAAGAAUGGGAGUGUGUAAAACUCUGUAAUGUCGCCGUAAUUGCCCGACACAUCCCUUUCUCCAUUAUUUUCCUUAAAGAAACAGUAAUAUUUAAAAAAAACAAAGGUUACUGCACAUAUCAUACUGAUACUGAGAUAUCUGUAAUAGGUGAGUGUCGUCUAAAAAUAUCAGUUAAGUCAGAUACCAGUUGGGCUCUGUACGCCAGUUAACGAGAGAUCAUGCAUAUGAGGAAAUAAUUUUGUUUCCCUCCAUCACCGACUUCUACUCAGAGCCACCAACAUUUGUUAAACGUCUUCAAAGUGAUCUUUCACGCAGAUGACACAACAGUUAUCAACCCACUGUAGCCCCCACCCUACCUCUUACUUUGGCUUGCGAGUGUCCCCACCACAGCAGUCCUCAGUAGCACUGGAGCUCAGCCUAUGCAGAGAUUCUCCUUCUCUGUAUCCUCUCAUAAAUAUCCUGCCAAAAUACAGCUCUGAGAGAAUGUCAACGAUUGUCCCACCAAGUCUUACGCAGCUGCUUCUGUUGCGUGAAGUUUCAAUCUGUGGAAGAUUUUGUUGGUGGCUUAGGGGAAAUGAAACUAAAAAAAAAGCUUGAAGAUCUUUAGGAGGUGUCAGGUAAAGAAAGUGUAAGUCGGAAAGUGUCCCAAAUUUCCAGCCUUUACGCGUGCUGUGGGAAAGUGUAGUGAAAUGAGCCUAAUGAGAGAUUCUGCUGUUGUAGCUUUUCGUAUUUAUCAACUGUUAAAACUGUUUGCUACUAUAAAUGUAUUGUCUGUUGACGACAAUAUUGGCCUUAACUUGUUUACAUUGAAAGAAACAUAUAGAUAUACGUUGCUCUGAAAUAUUGACGGGGGGGCUGUGCAGUUUGGCGCCACUUCAGGAGGUUAAUUCCAAAGCACCGACGAGAAAUCCAGUAAGCAAAGAAACUAAUCUGUAAUGAUAUUUUCAGUUUUGCCGCCAAGGACUUUAUGUUCUAUUCAAACGUUUGAAAUGACUUUUAUAGGAAAAAAGAUUACUUUAUUUUAAUGGUGCAUGUCUUAUUUUAGAGUGACUCCAGCGCAGGCUGUUGGCCAUCACCGCCUCGUUAUAUCCAAGCCGAGCAAUCGUCAGUAAUUUGUGGAGAGUUUUCAGCCCAAUCACGUCGUGACUAGUGUGGCACAUUUGCACUCAGCAUUUGCCUUUUUCUUCUUCUUCUUUUUUUUUUUUGCCAUGACAAUCCAUUUAGCCCUUCCUAUUAAAGGACCCUGAUUGUCACUGUAAUUUUCUUUUCAAUAGAAAUAAAAUGCUUAUAUUGGCACUUUAUGUAUAAGCUGGUGUGUGGGUGUAUUAAAUGGGUGUCUAUUUGCUUUCAAAGGGUCAUUGUUGGGUUACAUGUAGAUUAUAAUGUUGCUAUUCUGAG